UUUUCAUGAGGAACACUGUUCAGGAGCACAGUGCAUUUCGAUUUGCUGUGCAGUUAUACAACACAAACCAAAAUACCACAGAAAAGCCCUUCCAUUUGAACUAUCAUGUAGAUCACUUGGACUCUUCCAACAGUUUUUCAGUGACAAAUGCUUUCUGUUCACAGUUUUCCAGAGGAGUUUAUGCCAUCUUUGGAUUCUAUGACCAGAUGUCAAUGAACACACUGACAUCAUUUUGUGGAGCCCUUCACACAUCCUUUGUCACACCCAGCUUCCCAACAGAUGCAGAUGUGCAGUUUGUCAUCCAGAUGCGGCCAGCAUUAAAAGGAGCCAUCUUGAGUCUCUUGACUCAUUAUAAGUGGGAAAAGUUUGUGUACCUCUAUGACACAGAACGGGGAUUUUCCAUUCUUCAGGCGAUUAUGGAAGCAGCAGUACAAAACAACUGGCAAGUGACAGCCAGAUCUGUAGGAAGCAUAAAGGAUGUUCAAGAGUUCAGAAGAAUUAUAGAGGAGAUGGACAGGCGGCAAGAAAAAAGAUACUUAAUUGACUGUGAAGUAGACAGAAUCAACACCAUUUUGGAACAGGUUGUAAUCCUCGGCAAACAUUCUAGAGGCUAUCACUACAUGUUAGCUAACCUGGGUUUCACAGACAUUGUUCUGGAGAGAGUAAUGCAUGGAGGUGCCAACGUUACUGGAUUCCAGAUUGUUAAUAAUGAAAACCCAAUGGUUCAACAGUUUCUACAACGCUGGGUGAGGCUCGAUGAAAGAGAAUUCCCUGAAGCCAAAAACUCACCAUUAAAGUAUACAUCUGCACUGACGCAUGAUGCAGUCCUAGUCAUAGCAGAGGCUUUCCGUUACCUCCGAAGACAGCGUGUGGAUGUCUCCAGGAGAGGUAGUGCUGGAGACUGCCUGGCUAACCCUGCAGUACCAUGGAGCCAAGGAAUUGAUAUAGAAAGAGCGCUGAAAAUGGUGCAAGUUCAAGGAAUGACAGGGAACAUCCAGUUUGACACCUACGGGCGGAGAACAAAUUAUACAAUUGAUGUGUAUGAAAUGAAAGCCGCUGGAUCACGGAAGGCUGGUUAUUGGAACGAAUAUGAAAGAUUUGUGCCAGCAUUAGACCAGCUGCCUUCUAAUGACACUUCAUCUGUGGAGAACAGAACUAUAGUAGUCACUACCAUCUUGGAAUCACCAUAUGUAAUGUAUAAGAAAAACCAUGAACAACUAGAAGGGAAUGAGAGAUAUGAAGGAUAUUGUGUAGACUUAGCUUCUGAAAUAGCAAAACAUGUUGGAAUAAAAUACAAACUGUCAAUUGUUGGAGAUGGGAAAUAUGGAGCUAGGGACCCUGAGACUAAGAUAUGGAAUGGCAUGGUGGGUGAACUGGUCUAUGGGAGAGCAGAUAUAGCUGUUGCCCCCCUCACCAUAACAUUGGUGCGAGAAGAAGUCAUAGACUUUUCCAAACCCUUUAUGAGCCUGGGCAUCUCCAUCAUGAUCAAGAAGCCUCAGAAAUCUAAACCGGGCGUAUUCUCUUUCCUGGAUCCUUUGGCUUAUGAAAUUUGGAUGUGUAUAGUCUUUGCUUACAUUGGCGUCAGCGUAGUUCUUUUCCUAGUCAGCAGAUUCAGCCCUUACGAAUGGCACUUGGAAGACAGCAGUGAAGAACCACGUGACCCUCAGAAUCCUCCCGACCCUCCAAAUGAGUUUGGAAUAUUUAACAGCCUUUGGUUUUCCCUGGGUGCCUUUAUGCAGCAAGGAUGCGAUAUUUCUCCAAGAUCUCUCUCAGGGCGAAUUGUCGGAGGAGUCUGGUGGUUCUUCACUCUCAUCAUUAUCUCUUCCUACACUGCUAAUCUUGCUGCCUUCCUUACGGUGGAAAGGAUGGUUUCUCCCAUAGAGAGCGCAGAGGACCUGGCUAAACAAACCGAAAUAGCCUAUGGCACUUUGGAUUCAGGCUCAACCAAAGAAUUCUUUAGAAGGUCAAAAAUAGCCGUCUACGAGAAAAUGUGGUCGUACAUGAAGUCGGCCGAGCCCUCAGUGUUCACCAAAACGACGGCGGACGGGGUGGCGAGGGUGCGGAAGUCGAAGGGGAAGUUUGCCUUCCUGCUGGAGUCGACGAUGAACGAGUACAUCGAGCAGCGCAAGCCCUGUGACACCAUGAAAGUUGGCGGCAACCUGGAUUCCAAGGGCUAUGGUGUAGCAACUCCCAAAGGCUCAGCAUUAAGAAAUGCUGUUAACCUGGCAGUAUUAAAACUGAAUGAGCAAGGCCUCUUGGACAAAUUGAAAAACAAAUGGUGGUACGACAAAGGAGAGUGCGGCAGCGGGGGAGGUGACUCCAAGAACUCCUGUAAACCUUGCAGUAUUGAAACUCAGUGAACAAGGCAUCUUAGACAAGCUGAAAAACAAAUGGUGGUACGAUAAGGGUGAAUGUGGAGCCAAGGACUCCGGAAGUAAGGACAAGACGAGCGCUCUGAGCCUGAGCAAUGUUGCCGGGGUUUUCUAUAUCCUUGUGGGAGGCCUCGGGCUGGCCAUGAUGGUGGCACUGAUCGAGUUCUGCUACAAGUCUCGGGCCGAGUCCAAGCGAAUGAAACUCACCAAGAACACGCAGAACUUCAAACCUGCUCCCGCCACCAACACCCAGAAUUACGCUACGUACAGAGAAGGCUACAAUGUGUACGGCACAGAAAGUGUGAAAAUCUAGGGAUCCUCACCCUGACAGCACGCAAGAGGAGAAGCAGCAGAGAAUGUGGCUACUUCAUGGAUUCGGACCACCUGAGCCAGUCGUACUCUCUCCGAGGUGUCAGGCAUGACACGCAUUGAUGAUGGUGCAAUGUACUUUUAAUAGGAAAAACUGGUAUUUUUUCCUUCAGUGCCUUAUGGAAGACUCUGAGACUCACAACAAUGCAAACCAUCACCGAAAUAUUCUUGCUUUGCUUGAAAGAAGUAAAA
This is a messenger RNA of Aptenodytes forsteri (emperor penguin), 2933 nucleotides long. RefSeq names its product glutamate ionotropic receptor AMPA type subunit 3 (gene GRIA3). The record is from RefSeq and is a predicted model, not a curated record. The transcript is spliced from 16 exons. Bases 6 to 2360 code for a protein of 784 amino acids. NCBI's taxonomy places the organism in Eukaryota, Metazoa, Chordata, Aves, Sphenisciformes, Spheniscidae. Gene Ontology annotation, cellular component: AMPA glutamate receptor complex; plasma membrane; dendritic spine. Gene Ontology annotation, molecular function: transmitter-gated monoatomic ion channel activity involved in regulation of postsynaptic membrane potential; AMPA glutamate receptor activity. Gene Ontology annotation, biological process: synaptic transmission, glutamatergic; monoatomic ion transport; modulation of chemical synaptic transmission.